AUGGAGUUUGUGAAGAAGUGUAAGAGGGGGUAUCGGGGAAACAACGAGAGAUUGCACCCUGAAGACACUACUGGCAGCUACGAAAAAUUAUCAGAUCACAAUAAAAACAAGGAAAACGAUCUUAAGAAGAAGAAGAAGAAAGUUCCACAUGGUUGUGUUAGUGUGUAUGUUGGAGCUGAGAGACAAAGAUUCGUGAUUAAGAUAAAGAUGGCCAACCACCCCUUGUUCAGGACGCUUUUAGAGGCUGCUGAGAAUGAAUAUGGAUACAGAAACGAUGGCCCUCUAUGGCUCCCUUGCGAUGUUGAUUUGUUCUGUGAGACACUGGCGGAGAUGGAGAGAGAGCACUGA
Lotus japonicus is the source of this 348-nucleotide messenger RNA. Its product is annotated as auxin-responsive protein SAUR71-like. The transcript has a single exon. Gene Ontology annotation, biological process: response to auxin. Lineage: Eukaryota; Viridiplantae; Streptophyta; Magnoliopsida; Fabales; Fabaceae. The record is from RefSeq and is a predicted model, not a curated record. The coding region runs from base 1 to 348 and encodes 115 amino acids.